This is a messenger RNA of Panicum virgatum (switchgrass), 3213 nucleotides long. RefSeq lists its product as uncharacterized. NCBI's taxonomy places the organism in Eukaryota, Viridiplantae, Streptophyta, Magnoliopsida, Poales, Poaceae. Bases 116 to 2956 code for a protein of 946 amino acids. The record is from RefSeq and is a predicted model, not a curated record. The transcript has 5 exons.
GUGGACGCACGUUUCAGCGUCUCCAAGACUGUCUCCAACCACCACCAGUCCACCACAGUUUGGAGAUCGGCGGCAGGCUGCAGGCCGCACCCGAGGCGAGCUGGGCCGGCCGGCGAUGGCGGGGUCCGGCGGCCAGGACGACUCGUGGGAGUACAGCCUGCGCAAGUACCUCCUCCUGCUGGCCUCGCUGGUGGCCACGGUGACGUACGGCGCGGGGUUCAACCCGCCCGGCGGCGUCUGGCAGGCCGCCGACCGCGACAAGGGCCGCAUCGCCGGCGACCCCAUCAUCCGCGAGACCAACCACGCCCGCUACCUGGCCUUCUUCUACGGCAACGCCACCGCCUUCGCCUCCUCGCUCGUGGUCAUCGUCCUCAUCCUCAUCCUCUCCAUCCUGCACGACCGGGGCGGGAUCCGCCGCCUGGCCCCGGUGCUCGCCAUCCUCCGCUCCGUCAUGGUGCUCGACCUGCUCAGCCUCAUGGGCGCCUACGCCGCCGGCACGUUCCGGGACGUGCUCACCGCCGUCUACUCCCUCGUCCUGCUCGCCGGCGUCGUCGCCUACCUCGUGGUCCACCUGGCGCCGGACAAGGGACGGGACGCCGGCGAGCCGCCCGCGGCGCCGCAGGAGGAGGAGGAGGAGGAGGAGGAGGAGGAUGCCGACAGCGCGGAGGGACAGCGGCCGGCCCGCGGGUCCCCUGCGGAGGGGACGGCGGCGGACAAGAGCGCGCUGCUGCGGCUCCGCAAGGUGCUGUUGCUGCUGGCGACGUUCGCGGCGAGCGUGACCUUCGCGGCGGGGCUGAGCGCGCCGGGCGGCUUCUGGGACCACGCCGAGGACGACCACCGGCCGGGCGACGCGGUGCUCAAGGGCGGGCCCCACGACGCGCGCCUCAAGGCCUUCUUCGUCUGCAACACCACCGCGUUCGUCGCGUCCCUGCUCAUCCUCGUCAUGCUGCUGGAGAAGAGGCUCUAUUUCAGCGAGAAGGUGCGGUCUCGGGAGCUCUACGGGCUCAUCGCCGUCGUGCUGCUCGGCCUCGUCGCGGCGUACGCCGCCGGCAGCAGCCGGGAGGUCGACACCACCGUCUAUGUCACAUCUCUGGUUGGGGCCGUCGUUGUGUGCGUUCUCGUCCAAGUGGUGUUUGUUUGCCUCUUCAGUGGCAAUGGCAAUGGCAAUGGCAGUGAUGGGCAGCAACAGCAAACCCAAGUCCCUGACAAUGGCAAUGGCAGUGAGCAGCAGCAGCAGCAGCAAACCCAUGGUCCUAAUAAUUGCAAUGGCAGUGAUGAGCAGCAGCAGCAGCACCACCACCAACAACAACCUCCGCAGACUCUCAACGGCAAUGGCAGUGAUCAGCACGAGGUCGAAGAUCAACAAACUACCAAGCUGGAGAGGGCUCGCUCCCUUGUCCUGCUGCUCGCCACUCUCGCCGCGGCCAUCACCUACCAAGCAGGCCUCAACCCGCCGGGCGGGCUCUGGCAGAACAACGACCGAGGCGGCCGCUACAUGGCCGGCGACCCGAUCCUCCUGACCGAGAGCCCGAGGCGGUUCAAGGCGUUCUACUACUGCAACUCGAUCGCCUUCGUGGCCUCCCUUGUCGCCAUCAUCCUGGCGAGGAUGAAGACCCUGCACCACCACAACGCGCUCGAGGCCGCCAUGGUGCUGGACCUGUUCGGCCUCAUCGGCGCGUACGCCGCCGGGAGCUGCCGGGACGUGAGCACCUCCGUCUACGCCGUGGCCCUGGCCGGCGCCGUCCUGGUCUACGUGGUGAUCCACGUCGUGUUCCUGACGCUGGACCACGAGGCCGCCGGAGUGCGCGGCGGAGCCUCGCCGGAGAAGGAGAGGAAGGCCGAGGAGUUGCUGGAGAAGAGGCGCAAGCGGCUGCUCCUCUUCGCGAUCCUGGCGGCCACCAUCACCUACCAAGCCGGGCUGACCCCGCCGGGCGGCUUUCUGGUCAACGACGACGGCGGCCGUGCCGGCGACCCCGUCCUGCUCAACAACUACCCGCGGCGGUUCAAGGCGUUCUACUACUGCAACUCGGUGAGCUUCAUGCUGUCCAUCGCCCUCAUCAUCCUCCUCGUCAACCCCAACCUGUACCGGCCGGCCAUCCGGAGCAAUGCGCUGUCGGUCUGCACGGCAGCCGGCCUGAUGGGCAUCAUGGGCGGCUACGCCGCCGGCUGCACGCAGCAUCUCAAGACAUCCAUCUACAUCUUCGUGCUGGCGGCUCUGGUUCUCUCCUUCGUGGUUGUGCUGGUCGCAGUGUUCUUCGUGAAGCAUCUGAGAACAACACAAGAGGACAGGCACAAUGGUGCUAGCAACAGCAGCAGCAGCAGAGCUGCAGCUGAGAACAAUGCCAUGGGAGAGGAGCAGCCACCUCCAGCUGCCCCUGUCGUCGUCGCUGAGGCAGGGCGAGUUCGGCGGAAGAAGAAGGUGCUGCACGCCAAGCGCAAGUACCUGAUGCUGCUGGGGAUCCUCGCAGCGAGCGUGACCUACCAGGCCGGCCUGGCGCCGCCGGGCGGGUCGUGGCAGUCGAACGACGGCGAGCACACCGCGGGGGACCCGGUGAUGCACGACAACCGGAGGCCCCGGUACCGGGCCUUCUUCUACAGCAACUCCACCUCCUUCGUGGCGUCCGUGGUGGUCAUCGUCCUGCUGCUGCCGCCGUCGCUACACGAGCAGCCGUGGUGGCUCGGGGUGAUGAACGCCACCAUCGUGCUGGACCUGGCCGGCCUCCUGGUCGCCUACGCCGCCGGGUCCGGCCGGACGUGGAAGACCUCCGUGAAGGUCUCGGCGCUCGUCGUCGCCGUGCUGGCCUAUUUCGCCAUCCAUGUGUUGCUGUCGCGCUGCAGCAGGAGAGGUAAUAACAAGAAGACUGCUCCGGCGGCCUCCGCCGCCGACCCGAACGAAGAGGCCAACGGUGGGCUUCAGGCACAGCUCGAGCUUUCUGCUACUGAGUGUGUAGAAUAAUGGAGAUGCCUGUCUUUGCAUUUCAUUUUUGGCCCCUUUUAGAUUUUGUAGUCUACGUGAUGUAAGUUGAGCUGUAGAUCAGAUGAGUACCUACCGUCAAGCUCUUAGUUUGAAGCAAGUUGAGGAGAGAGAGAGAAAAAAAAGGCAAAAUCCCUUUUCUGAUGAAAAUUUUAAAUCCCUAGUUCCCUACUGAUCUCUGUCAUUGAACCCCCUGGCUUGCACAAAGGCUCCAUGACAGCACUCAGUUUCCAGAGGAA